AUGCUGUUGAACGUAUUGGCUAUUGCGGCGCUCGUACUUCAUCGCGUAGAUGCGCAACGAACCACCUACACCGGAUGUAGCAACCAAACCAUCGGCAGCAAUGUACUGUACGGAUGUCUAGGUCCUGCUGGAACGAGAACGGUUUUCGAGACCUACGCCGCGACUACAGUUCCCGCCAGCACCACGGCAGCAAGUGCCCAGACGACGGCAGUGACCGGAUGCCAUACGCACUCGGGUACUUCAGGUGUCUUUUGUACAAAUGGCGCGGGAACCGAAGUUUCAGUGGCAGCGWCACCGACUGGCGAAGCUCCUGCAGCAUAUAGCGGGUGCCAUGCCCAUGCUCCUGGAGAACAAUAUUGCUUCACAGACGAAGGCGAAGAUGUGGCGGUAGUACCUGUUGGAGCGGAAGCUGCUCCUGCCGAAGAGGAGGAAGCCGGUGAAAGUCAGCAUUGUCACGAUCACGCGGGAGUACCACAUUGUGUCGGUGGAGCUGCCGAAGAAGUGGACUGCGGUAUGCCAGAUCGUGACUACAACAAGGGCUUGCGAAUCGGCAUGAUCUUUGUCAUUCUUGUAACGAGCGGAAUCGGUGUCUUUGCACCGCUGAUCCUCACCAAACUUCCCCUGGGAAACAACGUGCUGGGCAAUAUCUUGCUGGUGGUCAAGCAGUUUGGUACCGGCAUCAUCAUUUCAACUGCCUUUAUCCAUCUGUACUCCCAUGCCCAGCUUUAUCUCAGUAAUGAGUGCAUAAAUUGGCCAGUGUACUAUGAAGGUACAACCUCAGCCAUAGUAAUGGCAGGGCUAUUCCUCUCGUUCCUCAUCGACUACGUUGGUCACCGUAUCGCCGAUUCGCGCAAGCCAACGAUUGCAGGGGACGCAUCAAGUGCUUCCUCCGCAGUUGCGCAAGAUCACAGCGAGAAGUCUGGCACUCAGACAAACAAGCAGAGCCGCAACGCCUUCUUACUCAUGGACCACCAUCACGGCGGCGACAACAACAAGCUCUCUGUCUCAUUAAUGGAGGCCGGUAUCAUCUUUCACAGCAUCAUCAUCGGACUGAUUCUGGUUGUGACACCGGACAGCUCCUUCCGGACACUCCUAGCGGUGGUAGUCUUCCAUCAAUUCUUUGAAGGUCUCGCUUUGGGAGCACGGAUCUCGCUCCUCCCAAACACUUCCAUCUUCCCGACCAAGUUCGCCAUGGCGUUCCUAUUCACUCUCAUCACUCCUAUCGGGAUGGCCAUUGGGAUUGGCGUUUUGGACUCGUUCAACGGGAAUGACCCAAGCACUAUGAUURCUUUUGGUACGCUGAACGCGAUUUCGGCGGGUAUUUUGAUCUGGGUUGGUGUGGUGGAUAUGUGGGCAAGAGAUUGGGUUGUUGAGAARGGGGGAUUACUCCACGCCGGUGUUGUCAAGACUAUCAGCUCGCUGGUAGCGCUCAUGCUGGGAAUGAUUUUAAUGAGUGUGCUGGGCAAGUGGGCGUAG
Ramularia collo-cygni is the source of this 1476-nucleotide messenger RNA. Its product is annotated as related to Fe2+/Zn2+ regulated transporter. The record is from RefSeq and is a predicted model, not a curated record. Gene Ontology annotation, biological process: zinc ion transmembrane transport. The coding region runs from base 1 to 1476 and encodes 491 amino acids. The transcript has 4 exons. Lineage: Eukaryota; Fungi; Ascomycota; Dothideomycetes; Mycosphaerellales; Mycosphaerellaceae. Gene Ontology annotation, cellular component: plasma membrane. Gene Ontology annotation, molecular function: zinc ion transmembrane transporter activity.